This is a messenger RNA of Cetraspora pellucida, 835 nucleotides long. The record is from the annotation of a GenBank genome assembly. Lineage: Eukaryota; Fungi; Glomeromycota; Glomeromycetes; Diversisporales; Gigasporaceae.
UGGAACUGCUAGAUUAAUAUUUAAUACGAAUAACUAUUCAUACCUUCAAGACUUCAUUGAACCCGAAAUGAGCCAACAAGGACAAAAUGGUAUUUCGGAAAUUAAAGACUUGGGAGUGACACCUACUUUACCACAUCUAAUCGAGUUUAGUGAUAAAUGUACUACAAUCAAAAAACUUUCCACUGACAUUUUACAAAAAGCAGAAAAGGAAUCCACUAAAAAUACUUCUUUAGUUGGUUCGUCGAGCUCGAGCUUAAUAUCAGAGCCUUCGGUUCAAGCUUCUAAACAACAAUUAGCUCGUUCGUUUAUUCAACUUAGAGGGUUAAACCGUAUUGCGAUGUUGGAAAAAAGCAGUGACAAAUUGACUACUCAGGAAGCGAAACUAUCAAUGGACCGAAUCCAUUUACAAUUACAAGAUUUAAACUAUAUGAAAACAUUUCUUCAAAGAGAAAUUCGCCGAUGUAAAUCAUUCAGGUCAAAGUAUCAGAAAGUGCCACUUAUACCAGAAGAAGAGUUUCUAUCAAAAGCUCCUCCAAGGUUAACUGCGCCACUUCCUGAUGCAAAUGCGUCCGAAAAACAGCAACUCCAUCAUCGAAUGCUUCAGCGAUUGAACUUUGAAAAGGAGGAACGGAUCAGAUUAAAAGAGGAGGUUACUGAAAAGCUAAAACGAAAGAAAGAGGCAUCAGAGCGCGUCAUGGCCAAGAAGGCUAAGAUUGAACAGUUUAAUAAAGAAUUCGAAAAAUUCAUAAAGCAAGCCAGGCCUUUGUCUGAAAUUUUAGCUGACGAAGAAGUAGGCCAGCCUGACCAAUCCGAUCAAAUGGAUACAUCAUUAUAA